CUUUCUCUCUGCAUCUAUUUUUCCUACCUUCUUCCUCCCACUAUAUCACCGUCACAACAAUUGACACUUCCACAAAUUUUCACCAUCUACUACAUUACAAAUCCCAAGAUGUAUUCGAUCUCUCCUUCGCCAGGAUACAUCUUUGUACCCACAUCUCCUGGUAAUGGAAGCACCACCCUGCGAGCCACGGAAACGCCGCCAAGUUCCCCCAGAUAUAUACCACCAUCUCCAAAGCUCUCUUCGACACAUCCAGAGAAAGAAUGUUCACCAAGAUUCUCGCCAACACUCUCGCAACAUCCACGCACUCCCAUGCUGGCCGAAUACACAACCAAUUCUCCAGCGUAUAUCCCCAUGUCUCCACACUACAAUAUCGGUACCCCAAUUGUUGGAAUGACAUCCACUUCCGCAUCGCCAAUCCAGUGGCCGGCUUCGCCCCGAUAUUCACCUGUAUCCCCAAUUCUGUCGCCUGCUCUGCCAACUUAUCCGCCGACCGCGGAAGGGCCCACCAAUGAAGAUUCCACUCUCUUGAACGAUCAACACUCCCGACCUACAUUGUGGGAGAGGCGCGUGACCACCAAGCGCAAGCGUCAAGAGCAAGGAGAAACGCGCCAUGACUCCAAUUCCAACAACGGAUCCGCAGACAAUGUCGAGGGUGGUCCAUCCACCAAGCGAGCCAAAAUGACUUCGAUUUCGGAGGAGUUACGCGUGUUCACUCAACGGGUAUCCGAACAAGAGCAAGAGAUGGAAAAUCUUGCUUGCAGGAACAAGUUCCUAGAAAAUGAGCUGGUAGAACAGAAGACGAGGAACGAGAUGGAGUAUCUGUUGCGGUUGGAGUCUCAAGCGAUGGUGUUGCAGGCAAACAAGGACAAGGAGAAAGCCGAAGCAGCAGCGAAGGAGGAGAAGAAAAAGAGGGAAGAAGCGGAGUCCAAACAGAAGAAGGCAGAAGCAGAGGUUGCUGCACUCCGUUUGUUGCUGGACAACAUCCGAAAGAUGGCAUCUCCAAAUAAUUAG
Molecule: messenger RNA, 1011 nt
Organism: Periconia digitata
Lineage: Eukaryota; Fungi; Ascomycota; Dothideomycetes; Pleosporales; Periconiaceae
Source: the annotation of a GenBank genome assembly